AUGAAUACAGAAUUAUUUCUAAAGAUAUUUAAAAAUAAAUUAUUAAAAAUCGAUAUCUUUAAACAAGUUAAUCAAUUAAAUCGAUCUGAAUCAUAUUAUUCUUGUGGUUGGGAAGAACUUCAAAAGAGAUUCACUUUGUUGAUCAAGUUUAACUAUGUCGAUAAGUUUAGAAUCUAUCUUAAAAGCUAUCAACAGAGAAGAAUCAAAGAGGUGAAUAGUUUCUCUUUCAUAUACUAUCAGUCAAUCAGGACAGCAGUUAGAUUUGCGAAAAUCGAUAUAAUUAAAGUGAUCACAGAUGAAUUUAAUUUAAAGUUAAACGAUUAUGUAAAGCCAAGAAUCUUAAUGAGACAAGCAUCAUUAUCUGGAUCAUUGGAGAUGUUAUUGUUCUUGGAUCAACAAACAUCGAUUGCUUGGCAAGUCAGUGAUUAUAUCGAGGCAUUCAUCAAAUCACCGAUCAAUUCAGAUCUCGAAAUUGUCAAGUGGCUCUAUGGAAAGAUUAGACCUGCAAUCAAUGAAAGUACGAAAAGAAGUCACUUCACCUCUCUAUAUAAUAUUUAUAAAUGGACAGCAAAGAAAGGAAAGAUUGAUAUUUUCAAAUGGUUGAUGGAACAAGAUGAUUUAAAGACUGACAACUUUGAACUUGUAAUUCAAAAUGCUUGUACAACUGGAAAUAUUACUUUUCUCAACUAUUUAAUAGAUAAUCAUUCGAAUCAAAUCAAUUUUCAUAAGAUAACAAUCAACCUCGAUGAAAUUGCCAAGAAUUUGAAUGAAAUAAGCGAUCCACUCGAGAUUAUCAAAUGGGUUCAUCAACACUUUAGUCAUUUCAAAUGUUCAACGGAUCUGAUGGAUGCUGCAUUACAAAUCGAUAGUCUGGAGUUGAUUCAGUGGUUGCAUGAGAAUAGAAAUGAACGUUUCUCACGUUCUGGUAUGACCAAUUUUUAUGAAUAUUCGUUGGAAACAUUAACCUGGAUACAAAUGAAAGGAAUUGAAAUGUUUUCAACUGAAACGAUGUCCAAUGCUGGUUUUGAUUCUUCCAAAAAGCUAAAGUGGCUACACGAGAAUUCGACAAUGGAGUUCACUGAAGAUACUGUUGAAAAUGCAGCAUACUCUGGCAAGUUUAAAUCAAUUAAAUAUUUGCAUCAAAUCUCACCAAAUUUAUUCACUAAAAAAGCAAUGAGUAAUGCAGCUGGAUCGAACAAGAUGGAAUUGGUGAAAUGGUUCCAUGAGAAUCGGACUGAAGGAUGCACCUAUGAAGCGAUCGACAAUGCCUGUGAAAACAACAAUCUCGAAAUGGUCAAAUGGUUGAAUGAAAAUAGAACUGAAGGUGGUACAUUCAUAUCGAUCAUGUACUCCAUCAUCAAUAACAAUGUAGAAAUGUUUCAAUAUCUAUUGGAGAAUGUUUUCAACAAAACCAUUAAUGCCGAUCGAGAUGAACCGUUUAUCUUUGACAGCCAAAAGAUCACAACACGUCAAGCAAUGUCCGAAUGUUUCUUUAAACUACUAAAGAAACAUCAAACUAAUACAGAUUUCUUAGGAGAAUAUAUCAUUUCCUAUAUAAAAGAUCUUGGCGCUAUGAAUGGCUGUUUGGAUUUGAUUCGUGAUUACUAUGAGUUGGGUAACUUUAGUGAUCUACAUCAUAGCAACGAUACCCCAUUAUUUUAUGCAUCGUUAUACAACCACUUGGAUAUCGUAAAAUAUUUUGUAGAAAUAAGAAAGGUUAAAUGGAAUUCUUCAAAGUUUUGUUUUGCACACGGCAACGGACACUUUGAUGUGUGCGAAUGUUAUUUCGAGAAUACACCAACCCCAAAUCUCAAAAAAAUAAUGGAAGAACAACAUCUUUUUGAUAAAGAGUCAACAAAUGAAUUCUUGGAAAAUUUUCGUUAUAUUUUUGAUAUUACAUUUUUUUAA
Heterostelium album PN500 is the source of this 1908-nucleotide messenger RNA. RefSeq lists its product as uncharacterized. Bases 1 to 1908 code for a protein of 635 amino acids. Lineage: Eukaryota; Evosea; Eumycetozoa; Acytosteliales; Acytosteliaceae. The transcript has a single exon. Gene Ontology annotation, molecular function: protein binding. The record is from RefSeq and is a predicted model, not a curated record.